Messenger RNA from Triplophysa rosa, 5365 nucleotides. RefSeq names its product formin-binding protein 1 (gene fnbp1b). The record is from RefSeq and is a predicted model, not a curated record. Gene Ontology annotation, biological process: signal transduction. The coding region runs from base 196 to 2208 and encodes 670 amino acids. The transcript has 18 exons. Gene Ontology annotation, molecular function: protein binding. Lineage: Eukaryota; Metazoa; Chordata; Actinopteri; Cypriniformes; Nemacheilidae.
CACACACACACACACACACACACACACACACACACACACACACACAGGCAGUACGCAAGAGCCCCGGGAGAACACACACCCACCCCCACGCAAACACAGAAGCACAGAACCGAGAGUCAGUCUCCGUUCCGCUGCCGUGGUCUGGAGUCCAAACGCGUCCGUGCGCACGAGUCGUGGAUUAUUACGCGGGGAACCAUGAGCUGGGGAACCGACCUAUGGGAUCAGUUUGAUAACCUAGAAAAGCACACGCUGUGGGGAAUAGACUUCGUGGAAAAAUACACCAAAUUUGUGAAGGAAAGAUCAGAGAUCGAGCUUAACUAUGCAAGACAGAUCAGGAAUCUGUCCAAGAAAUACCAGCCUAAGAAGAAAGAUGAAGACGAGAACAAGUACACGUGGUGUCGCGCGUUUCAUUCGACGCUGAACGAGCUGAACGAUUACGCCGGCCAGCAUGAGCUCAUCGCCGAGAACAUGACGUCACAAAUCAUCGCCGAGCUCACGCGAUACACGCAGGAGCUCAAAACGGAGAGGAAAUCGCAUUUCCACGAUGGACGGAAAGCGCAGCAACAAGUCGAAGCCAGUUGGAAGCAGCUGGAGUCGUGUAAAAGGAAGUUUGAGCGGGAUUGUAAAGAGGCUGACCGGGCGCAGCAGUACUUUGAGAGGAUGGACGCAGACAUCAACGUGACAAAAGCUGAAGUGGAGAAGGCACGGCAGCAGGCGCAGAUGAGACACCAGAUGGCUUCUGACAGCAAGAAUGAAUAUUCCUCAUACCUGCAGAAAUUCAACCAGGAACAGAACGAACAUUAUUACACCAUAAUACCCAAUGUUUUCCAGAAGCUCCAGACGAUGGAGGAGAAGAGGAUAGAGAGAAUGGGCGACUCGCUGAAAACGUUUGCCGACGUGGACCGACAGAUUUUGCCCAUCAUCGGGAAAUGUCUCGACGAAAUGACGCAGUCGGCCGAAUCCAUCGACUCCAAGACUGAUUCGUCUCAGGUCAUAGAAUCUUACAAGUCUGGCUUCGAGCCUCCAGGAGACGUGGAGUUUGAAGACUACGGUCUGCCGAUGAAGAGAACAGUGUCUGAGACCAGUCUCACCAACUCACGCUCGGACAACAAAGCAGACCGCUCCAGCAAGGGCAAGAGUAAAACUAUCUGGCCUUUCAUUAAGAAAAACAAGCUUAUGUCCCUGUUAACAUCCCCCAUACCCCGCCAGUCCCCCCCUGAACCUCCCUCACCUUCUGCUGUGACCCCUGACCCCUGCCCCACUCCCCAGACCCCCAAACAGUCCAAGGAGCCCCUGUCCCACCGAUUCAACGACCUCGUGACCUCCAAGCCCAAAAUUCACUGCCUCAGGAGCCUCCGGCGAGGGUCUGCCCAGUCUCUAUAUUAUAAUAAAGAGAUAAUGAAGAGGACUCUCGGCCGGCCUACAUAUGCGUUUGAGGCCAGGCAAUAUGUUCUGUCUCUGAAGCUGCUCUCACUCAAUGCCCACGUGCGGAACCUUAUCGAGGGUUCGAAUCCUGAAGAUUUCAGUCAUUUGCCUCCAGAACAGAGAAGAAAGAAACUUCAGGCUAAGAUAGACGACAUCAAUAAAGACGUACAGAAAGAGAUGGAUCAGAGAGAUGCUUUGACUAAAAUGAAGGAGGUGUAUGUGAAGAACCCACAGAUGGGGGAUCCUAACAGCGUGGACCCCCGGUUAGCAGAGAUCGCCCAAAAUAUUGAGAAACUGCAGGCGGAGGCUCAGAAGUUUGAGGCCUGGUUAGCGGAAGUAGAAGGAAGGAUGCCAGUGAAGAGUGACCCUCCGCGGAGGACCAGCACACUGUUCGAGACCCAAAACAGCACGCCACCCACCACCACCAACAACAACUGCGCACAGGAUAGAGAGAGCAGUCCGGAUGGCAGUUAUACAGAGGAACAGAGUACUGAGGUCCAGAGUAAAGUCCAAACAGAACCGCCAGAGUUUGACGAGUUUGAUGACGCAGAUGAAGACAUGCUACCGACCAUCGGCACCUGCAAAGCCCUUUAUCCAUUUGAAGGUAGUAAUGAAGGUACCAUCGCUGUGGCAGAGGGUGAGCUCUUGUACGUAAUAGAAGAAGAUAAAGGUGAUGGGUGGACGCGUGUUAGGAGAAAUGAGGAAGAGGAGGGUUACGUCCCCACAUCCUACGUCGAGGUGUUUCUGGACUCCAACGCCAAAGGUGCUAUAACCUACAUUUGACUCCUGACAGGGCUGUAUGACCGAGUGUGCGUUUGUGUAUAACACUCUUCACGACUUUUUUUAGAUCAAAUUGGACUGCUUUUGGUGACUUUUCCAAAGAGACUACAUGAUUGUAUGUUUUAAUACUGUACAGUAUGGGUUUAGAUAUUAGUCCACCAUAGUUUCAUAUGGUAACAGCACUUCACAUAAUAAUCACGGUAGUAUCUUGUUGUAUUGAGUUGCAAUGCAUGUCAGACACAUUUGGGGUGAUAUAUGCAAGGUUUUUUGGACAGUUUUUCAAAAAACAUCAUGAAGCUUCUUAGACGAAGACAUUGAAUUAUUUGUGUGUUCUUCCCCGGAUAGUAAUAUUGGAUUUUAAACAAUAUACACGUUAUUAGCAUUAGCCUCCCCACUCGUAAAAAUAAGUUUGUUGGUUGAGUAAUAAAAUACUAAAGCAUAAACAAGAAUAAUUAGAUUAGUCUAUUAAAGGUGCAGUUUCAAUUUUUCAGUAAAAUAUCCAAAAACCACUAAGCUAGUGUUAUAUAUUUUGUUCAUCUGAGUACUUACAAUAUCUCAAAUUAUACUUGUAAAUCGUGAGAAAAUCGCCAUUCUAAACAGUGACACGGGGCUGUCAAUGGCGUCAUAUCGUUGUUGUUUUGAUCGUGCACCCUCUAACGGCGGUUUUUAUAAUCUGCACCUUUAAAUAUUAUAUUAGUCACAUUUAAUUGAAAAUGACAUCAUCUUUAUGAUUCUUUCUACACUGUAAAAAAUGAUUCUGGGUCGUAGUAGAUAUCAAUAAAUGAAUUGAGUAAACUUUACAAUAAUACUUAAUGUUCUUGUUUUUUAACCAAAAUUUAAUUUAAAAUUAUAUAAAAAUCUCGGAAUUCUAAAUGCACAAAUUAUUGAAUGAAUUCAUCUUAAUUUCAACAUGUUCAACCCACUUAAACGUGUAUAAAGGAUCUUUACUUAAUUAUUUUGUUGUGGGACUACAUUAAUUACACUAACUGAGCAGUGAAUUUAGAGUUCCCAGCAUGCUUUGCAUGCGACAGCAUUAGGAGAGUCAUUUUUGUGAAAAAGUGCUAUUUUAUGGGCUUUACAAUAAAUAUGAAAGACUUGACAGUGUUUAUUGUUCAGUUGUCUUUAAGAUUUAGAAGAGAUUCUGUUUGUAUUUUUGAGUUUCGUGGUUAGCAUCGUUCAGAAGAGUGGUGCUUGUGCUCAGGUCAUGGUAGAGCUCAUGAUGUGUGUUUUUAUACUCUGUGAACAGUAAUGCUGCUAAUGCCGGUACUGAGACAACUCUCAGCUUACUUGUACAUCGUAUAUGUUGCAAACAAUAAUAAAUGUUAAACUGAAGUUAAAAAGAACAAGAAGUUAACUCGAAUGCUCAAAUGAGUAUUUCUUCUUGAUUUUUUUAAGUUUAUCAUGUGACGUGCUUAAAUAAUUUAGGUAAUUUGACUUGAUUUAUUCAUGGACUAUUGCGUUAAAAAUAAGCAUUAAAGUACGUCAAAAUAUUUUGUGUCAUAUUAUUACCAUAGUAUAUAUCCGUGUCGUUUUUUACAGUGUAUAUGAUAAUCUCAAGAUUAGAAUCAUCUGUAGAUUAUGUACACACACAUAGUUUACUGUCAGAAUGUAUUGAUUCCUAUCUUACUAUAUAUGAGACAUCGUUUUACAACAUACAGGCCGCACACCGGGAUCGUGAACAGGGAUUUGGAGCUUCAAAACGUGCAAUUUAUGUAGGAAUUGUGACCCUUUCUGGAUGUUUUCCCUACAGAGCUUUUUUCCUGGAGAAGGGUUUAUCUUUCUGAGGGUGAGACUGAAAGUCUGUCAGUGUUUUGGUCUGUACACAUUAAGAGAUCUCGAAUGAACCUAAUUUGUCUUUUUGUUUCACUACCCAAGACUUGGAGCUGACUUUCUUCAUGCUUUUUAUUUAAAACUGCAUGAGUGAUUCACUCUAAUGGAGUGCCGGACUCGGUCAUGGGAACUUGUACAUCAGUUUAAAAAUGCAUGAAAUUAUUCACGUCAGAUGAAUAAAGAGAAUCCUAAAGAAAUAACCCAGAAUCAUUGAUAAUAGAGUGUUUCUGCAUCUUGAGUGUUGGGUUGAGCUUUUCGUUUGGUGUUGUUUGCAAUAACGCAUGUUUUAUAUAAUUAACACGGAAUACAAAUAAACCAUUGAACUUAUAUUUAAAGAUACCGUGACACAAAAAUUUGUGUUUAUACGAUUCAUUAUUCAGUCCAUUUUGUUGUGUGUAUUGUACUCGACUGUACUUGUGAGAGCAUACAUCAAAUGUCAUAUUUGUGUGUUUUGUGAGUGGGCUUUUCACACUUCACAAAAUCACCCCAAAAAACAAACGAAAUCAUGUACACUACCGGUCAUAAGUUUACGAACACUUGAAUGAAAUGUUUCUCGUUGUCUUAAAAAGGUUUUCAUCUGAAGGUGUAUGCUUAAAGCGACACAUUAGAACUUUUGCUCACGGCUCCCCCAUGUGGUUGAUACGCGCAAUUAUCUGUUACCAGUGUCGUAAAUAAUGUCACUGUUAAGCUUCCCUGAGGGCAGCGCAACACGUGAAUUUAUUUACUAAGCUGAUGAAACAGGCGAAUGCCGAAACGUUGUUUAGGAACCAUCUCGCACUUUCCGCAGGCAGGGGAUGGGCUGGGCUGUGUGUACUGACCCUAUCACAGAACUUACAGAGUGUGGUUGCAGCCGCUAUGAGGCUGUUCAGGUAGCGGCGGUAGUAGAAUUCGUCCAGUUAAGAGUUGUUCUACCACGGAAAUCAUUUUAGAGACAUUAUUUUAAUGUCGAAAAACUACAAAGUGUUGCUUUAAAUGUCUAAAAUUAGUUUUAUAGACAAUAAUAAAAUUGUGCAAAUAUAAACGUUUUUCAUUAUAAACUAAUAUAAAAUAAAAAUGUCUUUGACCAAAUGGAUGACCUUGACUAAAUAAUGAAAAAAGAGCAGCCAAUAAGAGCGCAGAAUAGCUGGGAACUCCUUUAAUGUGUGUGACAUCAUUGUUUGUGACCAGCCAGGCCACAUUUCAGGGGGUCCCCAGAUAAAACCCAGCAUCAGGCCCGGUUUAACUUACUGUAGUGUGAAAAGCCCGCAGGAAAUUUACAAAUGGGAAGCAUCCAUCAUCUCACCGUGUCUAAUGUUUUAUUUUAUUUGUUUCAUGUUUUUUGUUUGUAUGA